Messenger RNA from Medioppia subpectinata, 1277 nucleotides. The record is from the annotation of a GenBank genome assembly. NCBI's taxonomy places the organism in Eukaryota, Metazoa, Arthropoda, Arachnida, Sarcoptiformes, Oppiidae.
UGAACUACAUUUUUAAGCAUGGUAUGGGGGCGACCGAGGCAAAAUAUCCAACAAUUAAUAACCAAUUGACUAGAAAAAAUGUGAUUAACCAUGGCAGUUUUGGAACCGUUUAUCGAGUGACAGAUAAUACGUUCGGUAAUACAACAAAAUUUGCUGUUAAAGUGGUCAAGGUGAAAGGUAAAGAGAAAAAUAAAUGGAUUAAAUCGAUAAGAGAAGUGGACAUAAUGAAAAGCAUGUAUCAUAAAAACGUAUGCCAGUACUUUGACUCGUGGUCAACCAGUAAUCGCAUUUACAUCAAGAUGCAAUUAUGUCACUGCACUCUUGACGAUCUAUUGCUAACCAAACACCAAAUUAAUUGUAAAAGCGAUAGCUGUCAAGCAGAGUUUGUGUAUAAAACCCCGGGCAUUUGUGCCGGAUCACCCUAUCAUCACCCAACUAUAUCAUCGGACAUGUAUUCUUUAGCAAUGAUGGCAAAAGAGAUAUUUGAUUAUGACUUUCGGACAAUGAGUUCCAGUAGUAAUACCGAUGGCAACGCUACCCAAGAGUUGGACUCUGAAGAAAUGGAUCCACAAGUAUUGCCACAAUUAAUCGGGAAAAAACCAAUUGGAAAAGGUAGAUUUGGUGAAGUGUAUAAGGUGGAUAUAAAGGGUGCACCAAAUCCAUAUGCCGUUAAAGUGAUUACAAAGGUGGUGAAGGGAGAAGAGGACAGGGAUGCUAAAGAAAGGGAGAUGGUCUUUAAAAACGAGUACCGGAGCUUAGGAUUAAUGACCAAAUUGUCUCAUCAACACGUGGUGCCCAUCAUUAAGACAUUGUGCACAAAUGAACCUGAUACGGUUUAUAUCCAAAUGCAAUUUUGCGCUUGUAAUUUGCGCGAGUUAAUAAAUACAAAAAACAGCAUGUUUGGCCGACCCGAUCUUAGUGAGUCCAAAAAUAACUAUCCCUAUACGGAGCCCAAUGACCUGGAAUAUUUUAUUAGCCUGUGUUGGCUGCGUGAAAUUACCCUGGGCUUACAGUAUCUACACUCAAAAUCAAUAAUUCACCGCGAUGUAAAACCCGAAAAUAUUGUGAUGGGCACCCUAGGUGAUGUAGGUGAUACACGGUGGGUGUUGAAGUUGGGUGAUUUUGGUUUAGCAAAAUUGUACCAAGCGUCCAGAAACAAUACUAACGAUGUGGGUACACCUAAGUAUAUGGCACCCGAGUUGGCCAUGGCCAGGUAUACACUCAAAGCUGAUUUGUACAGCGUGGGAAUUGUCAUGCCCGAGUUGUUUAACUACCGC